Cercopithifilaria johnstoni is the source of this 1053-nucleotide messenger RNA. The record is from the annotation of a GenBank genome assembly. NCBI's taxonomy places the organism in Eukaryota, Metazoa, Nematoda, Chromadorea, Rhabditida, Onchocercidae.
AUGAAACAUGCUCGAAGAAGUGCAUUUCUGGACGAUGUUGGCUUCUCACAACGAUCAGCAACUGCUUACGCACGUCAAACACUUUCAAAACGUGUUUCACAAGUUUUGAUCGCAGCACGAUGUACAGAUCCAUUGUUAUGGACUUUUACUUCAUUUCUUGGUCUUUUUGUCAGUGCUCUACAAUCAAUACCAUUGGCAACAAAUGGAUGGGUUUAUGUUACUGAACCGCAACCAUACAAUAAAACAAAUGAAAACGGAGAUCUAAUGGACACUAUAUUUCUUUACAAUGCAGGUUAUUUUGUGAUGUGUCGCGAGCAUAUAGGAGUGGCUGCUGAAGAUAUUCGAUCAUACUUAUCAAGUGAAGAAGCGGAAUACCAGUGUUACUGGAAUCCAAUCCUUACUGGUAAAGAUCUAACAGAAUUUAGUUCUGCAACUCUCGCUAUUGAAGGACGUCUUGCGCUGCCUACCUCAAUGCAUAUUAUUGGCGUCACCAUCUGUUACAUAGCAUUUUAUUUCGGUCUCAUUGGUCACAAAAAACGUAACUCAAAAACACUUCUUGCAGCAAUAAUGUACAUUUUUGGAGGCCUUGUCGUGCUGGUUGGUGUCCUACAGUUCGUUUGCGUUGUUGACGAUGAAUUAGCGCCACGAAUGAAACCGAAUGCAGCUGGCGAACCAUCUAAAUUUAGUUUUGUAUACGGGUUUUCAUUCUUCUUUGCUUCAUUAUCCUUUCUACCACUGCAAAUGUGUGCUUGUUGUCAUGCAUUUCUUUAUUUCCGACGUUUUCCAACUGUACUUGACAAAAUAAAAAUUAUACCAGGUCUUGAAGCACAAUUGAGACGCAUUCAAGUGGUAAUGGCGCUUGAUUCACCACCUCCUGAAACAUUUAAGAAAGGAUCCGUUUGCGCCGUUGUGUAUCCUAAUCAGCCAAGUAGUCGAAAAUCAACACGUUAUAGUCUUAAUUCACCGCUUCUGAUUCAUUCACCAAUUGUACUGCCUCCAUCAUUUCAUGAGUCAUUAUCAGCAACAACCGUGCAUAAUUCACUGAAUCAUUAA